GUGAACAGAUUCUGGCUGAGCCAAGGACUCCCGAGGCAAUGACGCCCACAACAGCCCCGGAGACCCCUCAGCGAGUUCAGCUGGGAGGUCAAGAUCUGGCAUUGGAGAUGUUGGAGGAGCCUGAACCUGUUUUGCAGAUGCAAGCAGAAGCCGAGGCUGAGAUGUCGGGGAAGGGAUUUCAGUUGACACCGUCCGUGGGGACGUGGUUUCAGAGGCAAAUUUUCCUCCAAGAACUCGAAGUUCCAAACGAGGAUCCCCCAGCGCGGGCAGAUGAAGUGGAGGCUGAGAUGUCGGGGAAGGGAUUUCAGUUGACACCGUCCGUGGGGACGUGGUUUCAGAGGCAAAUUUUCCUCCAAGAACUCGAAGUUCCAAACGAGGAUCCCCCAGCGCGGGCAGAUGAAGUGGAGGAGCAACCAGAAUGGGAACAUGGAUGUGACCAAGAAACACCCGUGUCACCAGAGGAAACCCACUGGCGGGCGCUGCAAGCGUUCGAAGUUCGCCAGUAUGCAGCGUACCCAAGAACCCAUUUGACAGGUGAGAUUAUCAAUGCGCGCCAGAUCGUCCUAGUGACGCACAAAAUCUGGAAGGAGAAUGGACACCACUUUUUAAAACUGGCCAGUGGUGGCUACGUGUUUAUCCGCAACCGCAGCAACACAUGUCUAUUUGAGCGAGCUGGAGCAUCGGAGCUGCAGCCACGUGCAGAUCCACAGGCAGGACGACGUGUCUGGCAAGAUGGGCGCAACCGCGGUGAUGAUAACGGGCAUCAGUGGCCGCGCGAUGGAGAAGCACGGGCUACUUGGGGCCACCAACGUGAGUGGCCAGCUGAAACAAAUAAAUCGUGGCCGCGCAAUGGAGAAGGAGCCCCAGAAUGUGGAGCCAAAGCAAGACAUGCACUCAAUGCGAGGUGGCCGCGCAAUGGAGAAGGACAGGCUUCCUGGGGCCACCAACGUGAGUGGCCAGCUGAAACAAACAAAUCGUGGCCGCGCAAUGGAGAAGCACAGGAGGCACAGGCUUCCUGGGGUCAUCAGCCUGGGUGGCCAGCAGCUGAAAAAAACAAACCGUCCAACUGGAACUCGUGGGACCAAUGGGAGCAAUGGGAGCAACGUCAAGGAUCCCCAGACAGCAGCAAUUUGCAGCCUUUCCGGGCGUACCCGGAUCCAAAUGAUCCCAAAUAUCAUGUCGACUGGGACGCAUUCGCCGCAGAGUGGCAAGAGCACGAGCGUGCAGUCAACGCUCGGGCAUAA
This is a messenger RNA of Cladocopium goreaui, 1244 nucleotides long. NCBI's taxonomy places the organism in Eukaryota, Dinophyceae, Suessiales, Symbiodiniaceae. The record is from the annotation of a GenBank genome assembly.